This is a messenger RNA of Drosophila eugracilis, 1835 nucleotides long. It is a transcript of the gene Tbc1d22, whose product is annotated as TBC1 domain family member 22B. The transcript is spliced from 6 exons. Gene Ontology annotation, molecular function: GTPase activator activity. The coding region runs from base 81 to 1706 and encodes 541 amino acids. The record is from RefSeq and is a predicted model, not a curated record. Gene Ontology annotation, biological process: activation of GTPase activity. NCBI's taxonomy places the organism in Eukaryota, Metazoa, Arthropoda, Insecta, Diptera, Drosophilidae.
AAGCUGCGAGGGUCACACUGUUUUUUAGAUGCAAAAUAAAAUAAUGACGCUGACAUCGAAUCGGACAUAGGGGACGAAUAAUGGAUAAUAAUGUAGAGCAAACAGCAGCAAAGACCCAAAAAGCCGAAUCCACAGCAUCAACAAUAGGAGCACCAGCAUCAGGAGGAGCACCUGCAACCGGAGCAAGAGGCGCGGGACCAACGCCCGGCGCAAACUCCUCGACCUUUUGGAAAAACAGCGGACGUCGGGUGCCCGGACGACCCAGUCCCAAGCGGGAGCUCGAAAAGUCCGUGGGAGUGGGACUCGGCGCUGACUCCGCAACUGGCAUGGUGUCCACCUUUACCGAGUACCAGAAAUCGGUGAGCGAUGCCUGGGACAUGGGUGAUGACGAGUUUUGCAUCAUUAGCAGCACAGAGGCAGCUGCGGCGGCGGCAGCUGGAGCUGGCGGUGAUUCCGCUCGCUUUUCCCGGCAAGUGUCCCAGACGGUGGCGCUCAACGUCAUCGAAACCCACUCGCGGAGCAACCAGAACCAUAACGCAUCUCGGCCGGCCAGCGAAUGUAAUCUGGAUUCAAUUCCAGCUUGCAGGAGCUCGGUUGAUGACAACAAGGAAGACCACAGAUCGCUGCCGGACAGCAACGAGAACAGAUCGCGAUUGAGAAACUACCCAGGAAGGCCGCAACUGCAGAAAAUCAGUUCGAACUGCCAGGACAGCGAGUAUGAGACAAAAAUUGAAAAGUUUCAGGUGGUGCUAGACUCUCCUCAACUCGAUUUAGUGGCCCUCAAGAAGAUCAGCUGGUCUGGCGUGCCACGGAAGAUGCGCGCUGUCAGCUGGAGACUCCUUUCGAAAUAUCUUCCGCCGUCGAGCGAACGGAGGAUGGCAGUGUUAGAAAGCAAGCGGCAGGGUUAUCAAGACCUCAGACACAACUACUUUCGGGUAGAUAGUCAAGAUGAGACGCAACAGGACACCUACCGCCAGAUCCACAUCGAUGUGCCACGCAUGAAUCCGCAGAUUCCGCUCUUCCAGCAACAGCUUGUUCAAGAGAUGUUCGAGCGCAUUCUCUUUAUCUGGGCCAUUCGACAUCCUGCCUCGGGCUAUGUGCAGGGUAUCAACGACCUAGUUACGCCCUUCUUCAUCGUCUUUCUCCAGGAGGCCCUAACGCCUAAUACGGAUCUAGAGAAGUAUGAUAUGUCCACGUUACCCGAGGAAACGCGCAACAUCAUAGAGGCAGACUCUUUUUGGUGCCUAUCUAAGUUUCUCGACUGUAUCCAGGAUAACUACAUCUUUGCCCAGUUGGGCAUACAGGAAAAGGUUAACCAACUAAAGGAUCUGAUACAACGCAUCGACGUGAAUUUACACCGUCAUCUACAGGCACAUGGCGUCGACUACUUGCAAUUCUCAUUUCGUUGGAUGAAUAAUCUUUUGACACGCGAACUACCGCUGCACUGCACCAUCCGGCUGUGGGACACAUAUCUGGCGGAGUCUGAUGGAUUCGCCCUGUUUCAUUUGUACGUGUGCGCGGCUUUCCUGCUGCACUGGAAAGAGCAGCUAAUGCAACAGAACGAUUUUCAGGGUCUCAUGUUGCUGCUACAAAAUCUGCCAACACACAAUUGGUCCGAUCGCCAAAUCAACGUUCUAUUGGCCGAGGCAUUCCGCCUUAAGUUCACGUAUGCAGAUGCACCUAAGCAUCUGGAGACAAAGAGUUGACAAAAGCAACACAAACAACGCAUAUACGUAACUUAGAAGUUAGUUUACUACGAUUUGCGGAAUAUACCUACACAAUACACGUACGCUACAUACAUCUAAUAAUUAUAUACAAUUUGUUAUUUAGACGUU